GGGAAACUUUUGGUUGCCACAACCAUGAUAAGUACCUGGGUAGACAACCAACGCUCCAUUUCUAGAAACAUCGUCCACAACAUCAAGCACUCUGAAAUCAACGCAACAAUGAGAUCAGAACAAGAGGUUAAGGAUCUGCUUCGGCACGCCGCCAGAAGUCUACAGCCAGCUGGACUUGUAGAGAGCGUUGCGGGGAACACCAGCAACGACAUGAGCACGACAAUUGCAGCUGCUUUGGUACUUGUAACUCCAUUCGAAUAGAAUCGAAUGGCCCAGCAGAAAGAAUCCUUCAGCGAGUACGCAAACAAAGCACCAACGUUGGUGGAAGCAUGUCCACAACUCGAUAAUCGUGACAGUGAAAAUCCGUGGAUUGAGGGGCUUGGCCCAAAUAUAAAUUUGAGGUUUUGGCAACCAUCUGAUAUAUCUUGGGUGGUAAAAGGAUCAGUCAGAAUAGGAGGAUGCAUUCUUUGGGAUGAUAUGGGUCUUGGAAAGACUUUACAGGCAUGCGGCGUCAUAUGUCACAUAAAAAUGAGAGAGAGAAGGGCAAUAAUAGCGUUGGGCAACCAAAACUUAGCCUGGUAAUCGGCCCUAUUGCAGUUCUUAACUUUUGGAAAAGAAUGGUGGAAACCCUUUUGUCCGAAAAGUUUCAAGCACACUUGUACUGCGCGGGAGAGAAAACACGAAUAUCGAGCAAGGAAAGCCUCAGUAGUUUGAAAAGCCCUGGUUAUCAUGUUUUUGUUAACAAAUUCGAAUGACUGAGGACAAAGCACAAAGGCUAGAAUAAAUCCGAUCUUCGAGAAGUCUUUGGCACGGUCAUUGUCCAUGAGGCUCAUACCAUCAAGGAUGAGAAAACUGGGACAUAUGGGGUUCUCAGCAACUUAGCCCCCUAAACUUUCUGUUGUUGACUGGCACACCUGUCAUGAAUCGGCAUAUUGAUUUGGCAGCCAUACUAUCCCUCUUCCGGCCAGAUAGACUUUGGGAGGAUAUGGGAUGCGACCGAAAGACCAAUCCUUUUCGCCUCGAGGACGGCCACCCCUUUGCCGUAUUGAUGGCAAACAGUUUCGCUGUCCAUCGAUACCUCAACACGCUUCCCGAUAAAGAUCAAGUCAAACGUGGGGAGUGGCUGGGUAAGAUCCAUGACGUAUUCCCCCUCAAGCGGGGUUUCGGUACAAUUAUCGAUGGAGUCUCAAUCGGUUCUGCAAUUUCACCGGUUAAAACCAGCAUCAUCGAUCUGGAUAUUGACGAGAAGGAGGUCAAUGUGAUGGGGGUUAUUCUGGCCGAAAACAAGAAAGCAUUGGUGUAUGAGAAUGAAAAUGGUAUCAUGAUCAUGGAUGGGAGAAAGUUUCGCAGCCUGAUCCAGAGUGUAACCCGGCGUUCGUUUGCUAGCCUAGAUUCGAACCAACUGAACCCUCAGAUUCUUUCUGAGGAAAGUCCACGAAGAAAUGUGUGCAGAUCUUAGUUUCCAGCCAGAUACAAAGGAUGGCACUCAGUUGCUAGAUGUGUUGUCACAGCAAUCUCCGAAGCUAAAGCUCUUAUAUCAAGUUAUCUUAGAUCUGGUGGUAACUGGUGGUUCAAAGUUCGUUAUUUGGACAGAGAAUCCGUGGGAGCAAGUCUUCGUCAAAGUGGUAUUGAAGUUCAUUAAAGUCAAUCCAUACUCCUUACAUGCAGAAAUGAACAAUAUCCAACGAGCGGAAUUGGUUAAGCAAUUCAACGAAAGUGGAACCACUCACAUGAUCCUCAUUACGACAUAUAAAGUUGCAGGAGUCAGUUGCGACUUCCAAAAGAGAUGCUCGAAGAGAAUGAUAAUGAAAAAUCUAAACGACUAAAGCAGUUGUUCGAUGAGAUGGAUGGAAUUGAAGAAUUGAGUGUAGGCCAAAUGAUCUCUACUCAUGGUCAAAGAAAUGGAUAGAGAUUGAAAAAUAUCUUUUUCGACUUGCUUUUGAUGGAAUGAAAACUAAUUCAAUACAAUUCUUGAGAUGCUCGAAGUGUUGGUGGGGGUGUAGUAUCCUGAAAGAGAAGAAACAUUUUCGCAUUUUCUCGAUGAAGGGGUAGGCUCGUUUACCCAAACGUCACAACCUCCAAUUUUCCGCAUGCGUAUACAUUCUCCCAUCUGUGGCACUUGUGGUUGUACAGAAAAAUGGACGAAUCAACUUUGUAAAAGAGGGAGAAGAAGAGACUGAGAUUUUUCAAGAAGUUUGAAAGUCGAUGCACCAUACCAAAGCCAUGGAGUGAGGCGGGAACAGCCGCAGCAGGGCUACGAGAUGCUGAGCAGAUGACGGAAAAGAGGCAAAGAGAGAGGUUGAGACUCAUCAAGAAGUUCGGUGCAAGUGCCAAAAUUGGAGACUUUCCUCUCACAGAUGCGGAGAAGGAGGAAUUGAAGAUACAAGGAGACUCUACGAACCCAAUGACUAUGAUCAAUGAAGCGGUCGAAAGCGACCAACCGAGUACUCAAAACUACCUAGCCUUGUUAAUUCAUAAAUCUUCACGUGAGCAAGUUUCAUUUACUCA
Molecule: messenger RNA, 2508 nt
Organism: Botrytis cinerea B05.10
Lineage: Eukaryota; Fungi; Ascomycota; Leotiomycetes; Helotiales; Sclerotiniaceae
Exons: 1
Coding region: 920-1459 (179 amino acids)
Source: RefSeq, a predicted model, not a curated record